AUGGGAAGUGAGUCCAAUGACUUCCAUCUUUCCGAGGAAUCUAUUCGCUCCUCCAUAGCGAACCUCAAUGAAGACGUGGAAUUCAAGGCUAGCAUUGGCCACGACGUGAUCUUCGCAAUCCAGGCAUCCGGCCUCGAGCCGGCAAUAUGCUUCAAAGUCACCGCAAGAAGCAUAUGCCUUGCGGAACCGGGAGUCAAACCCCAAUUCACCCUCAAGGCACGUCCGGAGCAUUGGCAGCAAUUCUUUGCGGCCGUGCCAAAGCGCCCUUUUCAAACGUUCUGGGGCAUGAUCCGCGUCCUGGGAAACACGGCCGGCGUAGAAGUUCUAGGUGACGAAGAGGCAUUCACCAGGCACGCUCGGACGUGGAGGAUCGUCCUGGACCGCGUACGAGAGGCCGCGAACGGCGGACAAGCCAAUUCGAGCUCGGCCCAACAAGAAGAUUACACUCCGGAAGACGAGACCGACGACGACUCCAUCAUAGGCCAUUACACCUGGCUUACGCUCCCACCGCUGGGGAAAUGCAAGAUCUUCUACGAAGUCUCCGGCCAGGGCCAUCAACCGAUCCUCUUCCUGCACACGGCCGGGGCCGACUCGCGCCAGUACCACUCCAUGAUGCUCAACAAGGACCUGCAGUCCCGGUACAGAAUGUACGCCUUCGACCUCCCGGGCCAUGGCCGCUCCUUCCCCGGACAGAAGCAAUAUCCGCUGUCGUAUGCCAAUUCUGAAGACUUCUACAUCUCCUGCAUCCGGUCCUUCCUGGGCAAACUCGACAUCCGCCGCUCCAUCGUCACUGGCGCGUCCAUGGGCGGCGAGGUCUGCCUGGCCGUCGCGCUCCGCGCGAAGGAACUCGACGUCCGCGGCGUGAUCCCAUGUGAGGCGUGCGACUUCAUCCCCUCGGCGGCCGGAUCGACCAUCUACAAGCUCGAAGGCGACGAGGCCGUCCUCAACGCCGAGAGGGUAUGCGGCAUGAUCAGCCCGACCUCGCCGGCCAUCUACAAGCGACUGAACUGGUGGCUCUACUCGGCCCAGGCGUCGCGCAUCUUCCCCGGCGAUCUCAAAUUCUACUUUGACGGGUGGGAUGGCAGGGGGAGGAUGCACCUGAUCGACACGAUCGAGUGUCCCAUUUACAUGCUCACGGGAGAGUACGAUUACAGCUGCAGCGUGGAGAUGUCUCGGGCCACGGCGGAGAAGAUCCACGGUGGCGAGAAAGGCAGCCAGGUGGUCUUCGAGGCCAUGGACGGGUUGGGCCAUUUCCCGUUCAGCGAGGACCCGGUGCGGUUUCUGCCAUACUUCAAGAGAGCGCUGGAGUACAUUGCGGAGAGGAGUCGAGGCUAG
Messenger RNA from Cladophialophora carrionii CBS 160.54, 1335 nucleotides. RefSeq lists its product as uncharacterized. Bases 1 to 1335 code for a protein of 444 amino acids. The record is from RefSeq and is a predicted model, not a curated record. Lineage: Eukaryota; Fungi; Ascomycota; Eurotiomycetes; Chaetothyriales; Herpotrichiellaceae. The transcript has a single exon.